This is a messenger RNA of Parnassius mnemosyne (clouded apollo), 477 nucleotides long. The record is from the annotation of a GenBank genome assembly. NCBI's taxonomy places the organism in Eukaryota, Metazoa, Arthropoda, Insecta, Lepidoptera, Papilionidae.
AUGACAGCAAAGCAGCUGCACACUGACGCGAGCAAGUUAGGAUUAGGUGUGAUACUCAGACAGCAGCAGCCCGAUGGCGCAAUAAAACCAAUAGCAUAUUUCAUUAGAGUAACAUCUAAAGAAGAACAAUUCUAUCACAGUUAUGAACUUGAGACCCUCGCAGUAGUAGAGUCGCUGAAACGGUUUCUCAUUUAUUUAGUAGGGAUACCUGUGAAAGUAAUUACAGAUUGUGCCGCUUUACGCGCUACAUUGAUUAAAAAGGAUCUCAUUCCUCGAAUAGCUCGAUGGUGGCUCACCAUCCAGGAUUAUAACUUGGAAAUAGUAUACAGACCGGGAGAACGAAUGAAGCACGUGGAUGCCUUGAGUAGAAACCCCCUGACGGAACAUAUUUUCCAAAAUGACGAAUCAGAUUGGUUAGUAACGCUACAAUUGCAGAACGACAAUAUUCAGCAUAUAAUUACUCAGUUACGGGAAUAG